Molecule: messenger RNA, 4334 nt
Organism: Alligator mississippiensis (American alligator)
Lineage: Eukaryota; Metazoa; Chordata; Crocodylia; Alligatoridae
Exons: 2
Coding region: 2132-3181 (349 amino acids)
Source: RefSeq, a predicted model, not a curated record
UCACUUAAAUCCAUGUGUAACAGGGUAUUUGAUGCACACCUGUCUCUUAAGGAGGAGAGCUUGCCUGGGGAGCAGCCUGCAAGUGUUGAGGGGAGCUGAUUAGGUAGCCAGCUGACUGGAAGGAGGCCAGGCUUAAGGCAUAUAAGCCUAGGGCCAGAGCUGGUCAGACACAUUUCCUGAGUGCCACAAGCAGAGUGCUCCUUACAGCAGGGCUCUUGAUAACAGCAAAGCUGGGUAAGCAGAGCCCAAUACUCAAGGGAAGCUGAGCAGACCUUAGAGGAGAUAGGGCUGGGAACAGAGGGGCCAAAACCCAGCGCCCGAGAAGGCUAGUGAUGAAAAAUGACUGGUGGUUGAGGAAGGGACAGAAGGUGAGGCAUGGAGGUCCUAACUGGUCCAAUGAGAGAGACAGAGCAGGGGACAGAAGGAUGAAGGCUAUGGGGCCCAGAGGCAGAGAGCCAGAGCCCAUUGAGGGGUAGAGUAAGGGGGCAGGGCAGGCCUUGGAAGAGAUGGGCCUGAGGCCCACAGAAAGAGAGAGAGAACCCAAAAAGGACUAGGAGAAGGUCCAGUGCCUGGGGGGCCAGAAGAAUCUGGUGCCCAGGUGGGGACUAGGCACAUAAAACAGUCCAGUGCUUGGGAGGGGACCAGGAGGGUAUCGUUCCCAAGGGGGACUAGGGCAUAGGAAGAGAGUCUGUGCCUGAGGAGGGGACCAAGAGGGUCCGGUGCUCAGAGGGGACUACUCUAGGGUUUAGGGUCUGGGACCCCGUAGUCCAUGAAGGGCAUAUGUCAGCAGAUCACCUGCAAGGCUUGGGAGUGGGUAUUGGAGAGGCUGGAGCCCAAGAAAAUAGCCCUUAAGGCAAUGACCAUGAGCACCUGUGGUCUUAAGAGUAAGACCAGGCUUGGGAAGACCUGUGGCAGCCUCCCUUUUAUAAAUAACAACAUCAAGGCAUGGUGGGUGAGAGAGGCUCUAAGGGGAGCCAAGUUGACUGAGAGGUCACCAAGGAACAUUGUGGCCACUCCUGGGAUGAGCACUUGCUAUACCAUGUCUAACAGUGUAGCUGAAUGCAGUAGCAAAGUUCCUCUUGUGUUCCAAGGCUAGACCUUGUGUUAAACUUUUUGCUACAGUCUCAUCCGGGGCAGGCAAUUAUUUCGGGUGGAGGGCCACUUACUGAGUUUAGGCAGGCCAUGCGGCCCUCGGGUGGAGGGCCGCAUGACAGGCAGCCAGAGGCAGACAAAUAUGAAUUUUCUAAAUUUUUAGGGGCCUCGUGGGCCAGAUAGAAUGGCUUGGUGGGCCGCAUCUGGUAAUCAAUAAAACUUAUGUGUAUUCGAUACUAACGUAAUUAUAUUGUAUUCGACAGAAGACAGAGCAUGCUGGGACUAUAGGGACUAACUCAUUUGGAAGCAUAUGCUUUCUUAAGCAACAGCAUACAUUAAUAUUGGACAAAAAGCUGCAUCACGACGAGAGAAAUGAUUGGGUGGGAUGGGCUUCACCUUUCCCCCAAAGGUAAGCGUGUGUUCUCUUCUAGGUUGGCGGAUCUCCUCCGGCGGGCUUUAAACUAGGCUUGUCAGGGGACAGGGAAGAUGAGGGUGGAGGAAGCCUUGAACCAAAAAACCAAGAGACACCCACAAGGACAGCCCAGCCUAAACUGACGAUGAGCAGAACAAAUACCCAGGUAAGAAACGGGCCCGGGUAGUACUGAGAUUAGGAGGCCAGUGCACACAUCUUCAGGAGGCCUCAAAUGCCUCUACACAAAUGCUCGUAGUAUGGGGAACAAGCAGGAGGAACUUGCCCUCCUGCUGGCUGACACCAAGCCAGACAUAGUGGGGCUCACAGAAACAUGGUGGGACCCAACGCACGACUGGGUGGUGAAUAUCAAGGGCUAUAAGCUGUAUAGGAGGGACAGGACAGGGAGGAAAGGUGGGGGUGUGGUGCUCUACAUCAAGGAGAAAUACACAUCCUCAACGAGUAGCACAAGGUCAGAUGAGGGGCACACUGAAGUGCUCUGGGUUAGAAUACAAGGGAGUCGAGGGGAAAGGAACUUAAAAGUGGGGACCACCCAACCAAGGGGAAGAGCUAGACCGGGAAUUCUUAAGUCAGCUCACAGAGGUAGUUAAGUCAAAAGAUGUGGUCAUCAUGGGUGACCUGAACUUUCCAGACAUCUGCUGGGAAGAGCAGUCAGCCAGGUCUGACAGCUCACGUAGGUUCCUAGCCGAGAUACAGGACCUCCAUCUAACUCAAGAGGUGCACAGCCCCACCAGGGGAAACGCCUUGUUGGAUCUGGUGCUGGCCACAGGCGAUGACCUCGUGGUGGGGCUGCAGGUGCUUGACCACCUGGGCGACAGCGAUCAUCGCCUGCUGGAAUUCACCAUCCAGCGCAAGGUGGCAAAAGCCAGCAGCAAGGCAGCAGCCCUGGACUUCAGGAGGGCGGAUUUCAAUGAGGUAAGAAGAAUAGUUGGGGAAGUAAUGAGGUCCUGGAGGGGAGGGGAGUCGGGUGUCCAAGAGGAGUGGUCGAUCCUUAAGGAGACGAUCCUCCAUGCCCAAAGGGAGGUAAUCCCAACAAAGGUCAAAGGGGGCAAGAGGGUGCAAGAGCCCCCAUGGCUCACCAAAAGCAUACGGGAAUGCCUCCUGGCUAAAAGGGAGGCGUACACCCAAUGGAAGGGAGGGGCCAUCACCAGGGAAGACUAUACCACGGUAGUUCGGGGCUGCAGGGGGGCAGUCAGGAAGGCAAAGGCGGAGAUGGAACUGGGAGUAGCUACCUGGAUUAAGGACAACAAGAAGUCCUUUUUUAAAUACAUAGGGGGGAAAAAGAAGGUACCCGGUAACCUGGGGCCUCUGCAAGACAUGCUAGGAAAUCUGGUUGUCACACCAGACGACAAGGCUAGCCUAUUUAACGAUUUCUUUGCCUCCAUUUUCCUCAACAGGGACCAGAUCAGCCCAUCCGCCAGGACCCCCUCAGGCCCCAGGGGAGGUGCACCCAGGCCCAGGGUCAGUGAGGAUCUAGUCAGGGAACUUCUGGAGGGACUGGACGUAUUUAAAUCAGCUGGUCCUGACGAUCUCCACCCCAGAGUGCUGAGGAUGCUCAUUGGUUGGCAACACAGGAGAAGAAAGACAGGCCUGUAUGUGUUAACUGAUCAUAGGAUGACUAAGAGCCUUCAGUGUGAUGUAGCCUUAAAAAGCAAAUAAAAUCCUAGGCUGUAUCGGGCAAAGCACUUCCAGUGGAGCUAGAGAAAUAUUGAUGGGAUUCCACAAGGUAAUGAUGAGAUAUGGGCUUGUUUAACUUAGUAAAAUAAAGGAUGAGAGGAGAUGUACAAUCAAUCCCUUCAAUUAGAUCAAAAUAGUAACCUGAGAGAGAACGUUUGUGAGCUAAAUGACAGUGCUGGCACAAGACCAAAUGGAUAUAAACUGGACAUGGAAAAAAAUUAAGGUGGAAAUUAGAAGAGCUUUUUUUAAUUGGAAGAGAAGUAAAUUAUUGAAAAGACUUUCCAGUAGGAAUGGAGGGUGGUGAAACAACCUAACCCAGGGGUGAUCAGCAUCCAGAUUCUCUUUAAACUGCCAAUCUCUUACAUUCAUUCCUUAAUUCAUCUUUCUCUUCCACUGUUGCCUUUGUUCCUUAAUUUGUCUCUCUUCCGCAAAGCCUGUACCUCCUCUUGGGACUGAAUUGCUAUACCCUGUGCUCCCUCAGCAGCCAUCCAAAGAGCCUACCUGGCUGCUGCUUUUCUGUGUUUUCCUGGUCGAGGCUUACCACCAGUAAUAUACAACAUGUAUGCCUUACAUGCAUCUUUUAGUCCAUCCACUCUGUGAAAAGCCCCAGGCUUUCAUGGAUCAAGUAUCUUCCACUUCACUCACUGAAACAACAAACUCUCCUGCUCCUCCUUCUCUUUUGGGCAUAUAUUGGGUGUUGUCAUUGUACAGAAGGCAACUAUCCCUCUUAAUUCCACAAUGAAACUCUCUCUCUCUUUCAGAAGCAUGCCCACGGGACAAACAACAAUAAUAUUUUCUCAGUGCCUUAAUCUGCAAAGGUUGUGAUCCUUUCAACAAUAAACCUGUCUCCUCAUGAGACUGAAUACCACUCCUAUUUCCAACAGCUCUACAUUCAUGAAAGGGUUAAUCCUCAUUUACUGACUGCAUUCUUCACCACCUGUUAGCACCAAUGUCUCCCAGAUAGUGCUAAGGGAUCCUUAAUGCACAAUUAACCUUUAAAUGGAAUGUGAAAUAUGAACACAGACAACUCCAUGUCCUAAAAUCAAAGUCUAACUUUAUUAUGCAUAACAAAUACUAUCUUAGCAGUUUCUAUAUUCAGAGAGAGGAAAUCAUUCAGUACAAUAAUCUCACCCAA